CUGGGCGGAGGAGCGCGGCGCCGCCGGGGAACCCAACGAAAUCAGCCGCCGCGCAGCUGAUGCGAGCUCGUGUGUUGGUGGGCGCGUGUGAACACAGCGCUCAGCUACCAAGUCGCCGGCCAGGUCCACCCGGAGACUGUUAUCUGCGACGACGUUCGGCGACUCCAGCCCGCGAACGCGCCCGUCUUCCUCGUCAAUUCCAUUCAAGUCCACCCCGGGCUCAGUGCUCGUUGAUAACUCAGUGCGUUUAACGCGAAAUUUCCCGCGAGUUCCGCGCUACAAGUCGAAAUCUGGCGCCAAAAGCCGCAAUCUUCGAACAAUUCGUGCGACGCCGUCCCGUUCGCGUGUGUAAGCGGAAAACGUCCUCGUCUACGAGUUCACUUUGUUUACCGUUUGCCAGCCUGGUGUAACGCAGUUGGCGCUUCAACCGACAGAGGGCAGGUCAGCGCAGUGACGACAAUAUGUGGGUAGCAAGGCAGCUGUUGUCCCGUACAAAUGCAUUGCGGCAGUGCAGAUUUUAUGCGAGUGGUAUACCAGAACUGACACAGGAUCGUUAUGAUAUUAGAAGAGGAAACUAUUCAAAAUUGGAAGAGUCCGACUUGAAAUUCUUUGAAAAAAUUGUGGGCAAAACUCAUAUGCUAACAAAUUCUGAUGAAACGAUUGGGUACAACGUAGACUUUAUGAAAAGCGUACGAGGUAACAGCACUCUAAUUUUAAAGCCAAGAUCAACAGAAGAGGUAUCCGCAAUUUUAGCACAUUGUAAUGAACGCAAAUUAGCAGUAUGUCCACAAGGCGGCAACACAGGCCUAGUCGGUGGUUCAGUCCCAGUUUUUGAUGAAAUCGUGUUAUCUUUACAAAAUCUCAAUCGUGUUGAAACCAUUGAUGACUUGACUGGUAUCCUGAUUUGUCAGUCAGGUUGUAUUCUGGAGAACUUGGAGCAGAAAGCGAAUGAAAAAGGACUCUGCAUGCCACUUGACUUAGGUGCUAAGAGCUCAUGCCAAAUUGGGGGCAAUGUUUCAACAAACGCGGGUGGACUUCGCCUGGUACGCUAUGGAAAUUUACAUGGAUCAGUACUGGGAUUAGAAGCAGUUCUAGCUAAUGGAAAAGUUACAAAUUUGAUGUCGAAUUUCAAGAAAGAUAACACUGGGUACCACUUGAAGCAUUUAUUCAUAGGUUCCGAAGGAACUUUAGGAGUCGUGACGAAAGUUGCCAUGCAGUGUGCUCAGCUAUCCAAAUCUGUUCAUGUGGCAUUUUUAGGACUUCCUUCGUUCAAAAAUGUCCUUGAAACGGUUAAAAUGGCUAAGCAGGACCUUGGGGAGAUAUUGUCUUCGUGCGAAUUAAUUGACGAGGCAGCCUAUCAGUGCAGUAUCACUAAAUAUAACUUGCAAGCACCAAUUAGCGAUUGUCCUUUUUAUAUGCUCAUUGAAACAUCAGGCAGUAAUAGCGAGCACGAUGAAGAGAAAGUUAAUAACUUUCUGACAAGAUGUAUGGAAAGUGGAAAUGUCUUGGAUGGAACAGUCACAAAUGAACCUACCAAGAUAAAGAAACUCUGGGAUGUUCGAGAAGGGGUUUCUACUUCUGUUCUCAAGGAUGGCUACUGCUUCAAAUACGAUUUAUCUUUGCCACUUCGCAAUUUCUACGGUAUCGUAGAUGCCACUCGGGAGAGGGUCGGAGAUUUAGCAACAAGAGUUUGUGGAUAUGGACAUUUGGGCGAUUCAAAUUUGCACCUGAACGUAUGCUGUUACGAAUUCACCCAGGAGCUCUACAAACUUCUCGAACCAUUCGUUUUUGAGUACACAGCUAGCCACAAAGGUAGUAUCAGUGCUGAACAUGGAAUUGGAUUCUUGAAGCCCAAGUACCUGAAAUUUUCAAAAUCACAAGAGGCAAUUGAAAUGAUGAAAAACUUGAAAAGAUUGUUGGAUCCUAAUGCUAUACUAAACCCUUACAAAGUACUCCGAGACUAAAUGAAUGUUUGUUCUUUAUGGAAUACGGUUUCGUACGCGAGUCCUUAUUAAAAUGCAAUUAUUCCAAUAUAUCCUUUUCAUUGUUGUAUAAAUUUAUAUUAUUGUUGUAUGAAGUAAUAAAUUUCGAACAAAUACAUGA
Messenger RNA from Hermetia illucens (black soldier fly), 2103 nucleotides. RefSeq names its product D-2-hydroxyglutarate dehydrogenase, mitochondrial (gene D2hgdh). The coding region runs from base 462 to 1964 and encodes 500 amino acids. Gene Ontology annotation, molecular function: catalytic activity; FAD binding. The transcript has 8 exons. Gene Ontology annotation, cellular component: mitochondrion. Lineage: Eukaryota; Metazoa; Arthropoda; Insecta; Diptera; Stratiomyidae. The record is from RefSeq and is a predicted model, not a curated record.